GAGAUGAUGAAUGAAUGGUCAAUGGGAUGGGCCAUUAUAAUGUUCCCCCUGGCGCGGGCACAAGGAAAAUCAAAAUUGCCCAAUUGGGGAGAAACUCAAAAACCGCGUCUCGUUUGGAAGGGAAGCAGCAUCCAGCUCAGCUUAGCUUCAGCUACCUGGGCGGCUGCUGCUGGCUGGCUGUAUCUCUGAAUGGGUCGGUGAAGCUGGCAGCAUCAUCUCAGGACAGAAGGGCCGGGGAAACAGCUUUACACGAGUGCCAGCGCUUGUCCCACAACAGCGCUCAGGGGAUGCGCCAUUCAAGCUGCCGCCAACCUGUCGAUUUCUCAAAAGCUCAGACAGAGCAUUGGCUCAGAUCCUCCACCACCCUUUGUCUGUAAUCUGCAUCGAGUGUUGACGGAGGGACGUUAUUGUGGAUCAUCGAUGGUCUACGGGCCUCAGCGAAGGCAUGCGGUGGCCUCGCUGGGUAGCGCCAUACAGACCAUAAGCUUAGCUCAACACCUGCUCACCCCUAGUAUCCUUAUUCUCGUGGCUCGACUCUUAGUCCAAGGCCAGAUCGCAGCUGCCUCGGUCAUACAUCCGACCAGAUCUCUCCUUAGUCUCUUCUUCGUGGUCACUUUGUUGAACAUGGCAGCGAUACUCUUGCACAUGUUGGAUUUCGCCAGUGGAGGCAACGGUACGAAAGGGAUGCUCCUCGAUUUUGUCGGCCAAGCUCGCCAAGCGUCUUUCACUCGAAUCCUUCUCAUGGAUCUUACUCUCUAUAUCCUGCAAUUAUCCGCUCUCGUCGUCUCCUACGUCAACCACCAGAUCCACGCUCAUCCAGACGAGAUGAAGAUCACGGCAUUACCGUAUGAUGAUCUGCUACUGCCAAAUGCCCAAGCCAUGGAUCUCGACGAACCCGAAUUCGACCUUGAAAGCGGCUUACGGAAACGACGUAAAGGCCAAAGGGACGGUGCUGAAGAGAUAUGGCUAGACGAUGGAGAUGAUGCGAACGACGAGCACACAAUGUCAGACCGGAAACGACUCUUAUCCUCUACAUCGUCCCCUUCUUCAUCUGCCUCAAGAAUCCGCGAACCACCGCUCAUAUUCUCCUUGACUCUCCCGCAUAUUCUCAAUCUCGUCUUUCGCCUACCCCCACCACCUCAACCCCGUCCAUCAUUUGCAGGCGGUACGCCUGCUCCCAGUCCCCGCACGGCCACAAGAUCAUUGAGAUCAUUGUCCACCUCCGCCCCUCAGCCUGCGAGCUCAACCCGCACACUAGGUGCAGGUGCAUCUCCUGUCACUCCUCCUGCUCGACCACGAGGGUCCAAUGAGGAACCAGACGGCGAGGAAACCGAGGACGAGCAAGGAGACGAAUCGCCCACUCAACUGGGGCGGUCCCCUCGGGGAGCUGCAUCGCUCGUUCCUGAUGUCGGCCGCAUACCAGGGGAUUAUUGGGUUGAUAGUGAUAGAUCCAGAGGUAAUGGAGGCUGAGCAGUCCCAUCCGUUGCGUGUACCAUGUAUGUCCAAGCUAGAAGACCCGAC
Kockovaella imperatae is the source of this 1521-nucleotide messenger RNA. RefSeq lists its product as hypothetical. NCBI's taxonomy places the organism in Eukaryota, Fungi, Basidiomycota, Tremellomycetes, Tremellales, Cuniculitremaceae. The record is from RefSeq and is a predicted model, not a curated record. The coding region runs from base 421 to 1470 and encodes 349 amino acids. The transcript is spliced from 4 exons.